Molecule: messenger RNA, 1184 nt
Organism: Penaeus monodon (black tiger shrimp)
Lineage: Eukaryota; Metazoa; Arthropoda; Malacostraca; Decapoda; Penaeidae
Source: RefSeq, a predicted model, not a curated record
GCCUCGUUCGUAGCAGAACUCAAGAAUAACGAGUGGGAGGAAGCUGAGUUCAUCAACCACACCAUCUUCAUCAGGUCUACAGAGGACUGUCGCUUUAGCUCCUCAGGACAGGACCCGAUACCAUGGAUAAUUGGAUGUUUGUUUGCUAUCAUACUUGUUUGUGGGGGCAUUGGAGGGGGGUGUUACCUAUACCGCCGCAAGAAGAUGGCUGUUGACCAGCUGGCUCUUGUUAAUGCCAUGGAGGUUGGUUUGCCUGGAGCCCAACCAUAUCAGAUGGGAACAGUGGAAAACAAGUCUGACAGAACACAGGGUGAUUCACAAAGGAAAAUAGACAAGGAAGAAAAUAUUUCUAAAGAAAACAUGGGCAAGCAGGCAACAGUAGAAGAAGAUGAAGAUGAAAUGAGUGGCAAGAAAGGUUUCAAAUUCAACAGAUUGAAAGAAGAGAAACCUGAAAUGCCAAAGAACUAUGCAAAAGGCAUUGAUAACUCUGUCAUAAUCGGUAACCCAGCAUAUCUAGAAGAAAUAGAUCAGGUGCAAAAGAAGGGCAGUUCAGGAGAGGAACAUGUCUAUAGGAAUCAAGUAGAUCAGAAUAACAGUAAUAUCUCCAGGAAUGAGGGGUAUGAAGUCAGUAAAGAUAUCACCAGUCAAAACAUGAGACAGAUGAAUUCUGAAGUGGACUGUUAUGAAAAUGAUGUAACCGAGAAUGGGCCCAAAGUCUGCCAAGAUGAGAUGGAACCUUCACAACUUUCAGAUGAUAGUUCAGACAGCAGCUUGCAGAUGGGCCAGGGUGCUCGUCCCAAAGUGAGAGGAGUUGCAGCAUCAAUCACAGGUUCUACAACAGUUGCAGGAGAUGCUAGUGAUGCACAUGCUGAAUCUCAGAAGUGCUUAUAAAUAGUGUACUCUCUAUAUGAAAAAACUUUCUGUGGGAGAUAAAUUUUUCAUACAUAAUUUAAGAUGGAGAAGCAAAGAAAAAAGAGCAGAAGAUACAAAUUCUUAUAUUUAGUGUUCUAUCAAUGAAUAUAACUUCACUUCCAAUCUCAUGUCUUGGUGGUGUCAGGUAUGUGGUCCCCCUCAUCUCUCCCUAUCUCUUUCCCUCUCUCCCUCUCCCUCUCCCACUCCCACUCCCACUCCCACUCCCACUCCCACUCCCCACUCCCACUCCCUCUCCCUCUCCCUCUCCCUCU